Messenger RNA from Seriola dumerili (greater amberjack), 2011 nucleotides. RefSeq names its product protein phosphatase 5 catalytic subunit (gene ppp5c). Gene Ontology annotation, cellular component: nucleus; cytosol. The record is from RefSeq and is a predicted model, not a curated record. The transcript has 14 exons. Lineage: Eukaryota; Metazoa; Chordata; Actinopteri; Carangiformes; Carangidae. The coding region runs from base 1 to 1563 and encodes 520 amino acids. Gene Ontology annotation, molecular function: protein binding; protein serine/threonine phosphatase activity.
AUGGAAGGAAACUUGCCUGGAGGCAUCUGGAAGAGGACCAAGAAGAAUUUUAACUUAGAUUUUGCGACCUUUGCGACCGUCGAGCCAAUGGCGCACGAAUCAGAAAACGGCAGUGAGAAGAAGAUGGCGGAGGGAGGUAAUGAUGCAGAGCUACUCAAGGAGAAGGCGAAUAAGUACUUCAAAGAGAAAGACUAUGAAAAUGCUAUCAAGUACUACUCAGAGGCCUUGGAGCUCAAUCCAUCCAAUGCCAUCUACUACAGCAACCGAAGCCUGGCAUACCUACGCACAGAGUGCUAUGGUUAUGCCCUGGCGGAUGCUACGAAGGCCCUGGAGAUAGACAAGAACUACAUUAAGGGGUAUUAUCGCCGUGCCACCUCCAACAUGGCACUGGGCAAGUUUAAGGCUGCACUUAAGGACUACGAGACGGUAGUAAGAGUUCGACCAAAUGACAAGGAUGCAAGGAUGAAGUAUCAGGAAUGUAACAAGAUUGUGAAACAGAAGGCUUUUGAGAGAGCCAUCGCCAGCGAUGAGAUAAAAAAAUCUGUUGUUGACUCACUGGACAUUGAAAAUAUGACGAUCGAGGACGACUACGUUGGCCCCAAACUGGAAGAUGGGAAGGUCUCAAUGAAGUUCAUGAAUGAGAUGAUGGAUUGGUUCCAAGACCAGAAGAAGCUGCACAGAAAGUGUGCUUAUCAGAUUUUGGUGCAAGUUAAAGAUGUUCUAUCAAAACUACCAAGUUUGGUUGAAAUCACAUUAAAAGAGACAGAAAAAAUAACAAUUUGUGGUGACACCCAUGGGCAAUACUACGAUCUCCUCAACAUCUUCAAGUUGAACGGCUUACCCUCAGAGACCAACCCUUAUCUCUUCAAUGGUGACUUUGUGGAUCGCGGCUCUUUCUCUGUUGAGGUCAUUCUUACCCUCUUUGGCUUCAAGCUGCUCUACCCCGACAACUUCCACUUGCUUAGGGGUAACCAUGAGACGGACAACAUGAACCAGAUGUAUGGAUUUGAAGGGGAGGUCAAGGCCAAGUACACAGCCCAGAUGUUCCAGCUGUUCAGCGAGGUCUUCCAGUGGCUGCCUCUUGCACAGUGUAUCAAUAACAAAGUAUUGGUUAUGCAUGGGGGGCUGUUCAGUGAAGAUGGUGUCACAUUGGAGGACCUCAGGAAGAUUGACAGGAACAGACAGCCUCCAGACUCAGGUCCCAUGUGUGACCUCCUCUGGUCAGAUCCACAGCCUCAGAAUGGCCGGUCGAUCAGCAAGCGAGGCGUGAGUUGUCAGUUCGGGCCAGAUGUGACGGAGCGCUUCCUGGAACAGAACAAGCUGGACUUCAUCGUGCGUAGUCAUGAGGUCAAAGCUGAGGGCUACGAGGUCACUCACUCAGGGAAGUGCAUCACCGUGUUCUCAGCACCCAACUACUGUGAUCAGAUGGGAAACAAAGGAGCGUAUAUUCACCUCAGGGCAUCAGACCUCAAGCCAGAAUUUCACCAGUUCACUGCUGUGCCUCAUCCGAAUGUCAAACCCAUGGCAUAUGCCAACACGCUAAUGCAGUUGGGGAUGAUGUAGAGGCCACGCUAAUCUGUCUGUGACACUGAUGACCUCCCAUCUGACCCGAACCAUCCCAGCCACCUCACUCCUCCAGUGCUUGGACAUGCUCUCAUUCAUGCUUAGCCUAAGGGAUCCCUCUCCCCGACCAACUUCCACUAGUUGUAUGCAGAAAACGUGUGGUGUAGUUCAAAUGGGAAGAGAUCACUUAGACCAGACCAGCUCAGCCCAGUCCAAAACUGGACACGUCCUUCCAUGUUAUUAGUUAAAACUGGAAAACCCCCGCAUUUCUAUUGUCCUUUUACUCGCUCAUGUGUUCCAUCACUGGGUAAAAAAACCAACCCUGAGAAUUUGAGAUGAGUCUCCUUGGAGCUGCUUGGUUUUUAAAUAUUUGUUAUACUCAGCAGAUGGUAUGUACCAAAGAUCUGUGAUGAAAAUGAUUGUUCAGUUUUUACAAGAUGCAUCUUGU